UUUCAAGGGAAUUGGUAACUAAACGGACAUUGUUGGACCGUUUUUGCUGGGAGUUCUUCGUUUUCAUAUUUAGAGCCUUUGGAUCUUAGGAAAAUAGAGGCCAUUUUUUAGGAGUGGAAAUUUUUUGGAGUAAAAGGUGUUCACGUGGAUUUUGAUACCCUGGGUUUACUCUACAUUGUUCUGGGUUCUGUUGAUAAAGACGAACGUAAAUGUAUCAGAGGAUAUUGUCGUUGGUUUAGAAACGGUUGGAUUCAAAAGUGAAAUUUUUUCCAUUCUCUCAAUAAUCUGAGUGACAAAAGUCUACAUUACGGAUUAGUGCAAUAAAUCGGCCAGGGAUGGAACCAAUGACCUUGGGAUCACCUGUGGGCAGUCCAGCGCAGAGCCCUGGAAGUCCUGCAAACAAUUCGGCGUACCUUCCAAAUUUUAUAUUGGGAGAGACAACCCAUACGCCUGGAAGAAUGGCGUUGUCCAGCGUUUCCGAUACAUCUCGUUUCUCGACCAUCAACAGUCCGUCCGGUCUCCCCUCGCCAAUUUCCAGCUAUGGAAGCCCGGAUUACCGUCACAAUCGACAGAAGGCCAUGUUUGCGAAUGCAGCGUCUCCAGGCACCCCCCGAAUUGGUGGAGAGUGUCUCACCGGGGGUCCUCCCACGAGAGAUCUCUUCGACACUUUUGAAACUGCUCCACCAACGGACUCAUUUCCUGGGGGAAACAGAAGAAGUUUUUCAAGAAAUUUAAUCAAUAGUAAUGAUCCAUUGUUUUUGGACAGCCUUAACAUUGGUACAGGCGAGAGCCAGGGCCUCCUCAGAUGGAUCACCAUCUUUGGAUUUCCUUCAAAUGCUCUCAAUAUAGUCCUCUCACACAUCUCAAACAGGGUUAGGAUUGUUGAUAAGCAUCCUCCCCCUCAGCCACAAAGUAACUGGAUUCAUUUGAAAUGUGCAACUGAACAAGAAGCACAGAGAGCAUUGGCCUGCAAUGGGAACAUUGUCUCCGGAUCCAUCAUGAUUGGCGUGACUCCUUGUACUGAUGAGGGAGUCGUCAUGAGUCCUGACAAGGAAAACAGAAUGGCCAAUGGCAGUAUGAGAAUCUUCUCAACUAGCAAUACAAACAGGCCUGAACCUACGAAUAUUUUGACUAGUCCCAAUAGUUCCAUCAACAAAAGAGUGAUUUUCAAUGCUCAGUACAGCCCCUCGAAUAUUAGACAACCUGAUAACGUUCCUCAGCGAUCCACGGGCAUCGUUUCUAAGGCCAUGGAAUAUGUCUUCGGGUGGUGAUUUAUAUUCCAUAGAAAAGAGAACAAUUUUUGUACACAUAAUUUACCAUUGAUUUCAUACGCUUGUUUAUUUUUACUAAUUGUAUUGUAUUAUGUUUUCAAUAUCUGGUUUUUCUUGUGACUGAAUUACCUGGAGUUUGUAAUAAUGAAUUAUUCAUUUUCAAUUGCUGGUGGACAAGUUUUGACAAUGUUUUAUUGAGCAAUUUUGGGUAUUUCUUAAAUGAAGAGAGAAUUUAUUAAAUUCCAUAGGUUUAUUGAUCUAAAUUCUCGAAAUUAAUUUCCCCUUAAAUAAGGGUGAGCUAUAAUGAGGUAAAAAACACGUAAUUAUUAGGAAAUUUCAUCACUAGUUUGAAGAAUACUUGAGUCAGUGUUGAUCGUGGAGUCAAUCAUUGGAAUUACUGUAUCGGGAUUAUUUACUUUUCAUUAUAGCUUAGAAUUUUAAUAAAAUUUUAAUAAUUCUAUUUAAUCAUUAAAAUAGUACAAUUUGCACGUGAAAAAAAAUUAUUGCUAAUUAUUAAUAACCAUUAUUUUUAUUCGUUUUCUCAUUGUUCUACUUAUACUUAGACAAUCGUUACAGUCUUUUGAGACCAAUAUAUGAAUAAAUAAUCGUAGCUCUGAA
Molecule: messenger RNA, 1889 nt
Organism: Diachasmimorpha longicaudata
Lineage: Eukaryota; Metazoa; Arthropoda; Insecta; Hymenoptera; Braconidae
Product: nucleoporin Nup35
Exons: 3
Coding region: 336-1271 (311 amino acids)
Biological process (GO): nuclear pore organization; NLS-bearing protein import into nucleus
Cellular component (GO): nuclear membrane; nuclear pore nuclear basket; nuclear pore central transport channel
Molecular function (GO): phospholipid binding; nucleic acid binding; structural constituent of nuclear pore
Source: RefSeq, a predicted model, not a curated record